This is a messenger RNA of Portunus trituberculatus (swimming crab), 3417 nucleotides long. Its product is annotated as carotenoid isomerooxygenase-like. The record is from RefSeq and is a predicted model, not a curated record. Gene Ontology annotation, molecular function: beta-carotene 15,15'-dioxygenase activity; carotenoid dioxygenase activity. The coding region runs from base 215 to 3136 and encodes 973 amino acids. Gene Ontology annotation, biological process: carotene catabolic process; retinal metabolic process. The transcript has 13 exons. NCBI's taxonomy places the organism in Eukaryota, Metazoa, Arthropoda, Malacostraca, Decapoda, Portunidae.
GUUUAUCGCAGCUAUAUAUUGAGCCGCCGCUGCCUCAGUCCAUCAUUCCCCGCUCGGCUUCCCGGCACCACUACGCGCCACCGCCAAGAUUAGUGAGACAUCAUUUCUACGAUCCAGUUCAUCUGUGGAAGAAGUGACAUCACGGCCCUAGCUUCCGUUUGCUUGAUGCACAUCGCCCAGUGAACCAUGAAGUGCUGACUCGCCUACGCUGGCCAUGGAAGUGGAGCACGUCAAGGUGGCGAGCUACUCCCCUACUCAUCUUGGUGGAUUUUCAGCCAUUAGGGAAAAAGGAUGGUCUCUCAAAAGGAAUAGAAAGAACAUAAUGACGAAUGCGAGAGUGACAUUAGAUAAAGAAGGAAAUGAAACAAGGCCAGAUUGUGCAAUGGCAAGCAGAGUAGAGAUCUUUCAGACAAUGAAUAGCAGAGACGAGGGAGCCCGGAAUCAGAACUUGAAAAGAGUAUCCAGUUUUACAUACGGAUAUGCGGCGUCUCAGGAAGCACAAAGACCAAGCUGCGGUGUCCUCAAGCCUCAGGGGCACCGCAGUGCAGGCCACGCCAUCGGUAGGAGUGUGUCGUUCGCGUACAGAAAAAAGGAGACUUCGUCAGUCCUUUUGGAACACAAGGAGUCAUGCCUCUCUUUAUCUUCCUCAUCAGAAAGAGAUCUGUCGAAUUCUUUGAACGGCAACCUUUGUCGACACACCUGGACCACAGGCAGCGUUGGGAAAUAUUCUGAGAAUAAAAUCCCUGUAACCCUUCGAAACAAAAGGGAAAUUCAUCACUCAGCUGAAGGUAUCUCUUCGACUGACCGUAUAAGGCGGCGAAGUGCAGAGAUAUCUCAGCUGAGGUGCGCGUUACAGGAAAAAGUGAAGGCGCAGCAGUACCGCACUUAUUAUCAGAAUACCAGUUAUAGAAAGAGCUGGAGCGACUUUCCUCAAACUCCGGAACACUCAAGAAUCAGGAGUCGUCCCAAGAGUGCGUGUGGCUUUCUGCACACUGAUGAUUACUUCGAUACGGAACGCGAGCCUCUGAGUUCCCUAGAGUAUCGUAACAACAACAGAAACAUGCCAAGGUGGGGCAGUCCUCAGCAGCCAAGUAGAGUCACUUCCCCGCCAAGCUUCACCAGCGAGGAGCGGAAGCUGCAGUACCUCAUGAGAGAGCCACCAACUCCACCUCUCAGCUGCCAGGACCGUGCGGGUCCCUACCUGUGCCACAAGUGUUCAAGCCCAGUGAGGAUUAGACCAGAGGAGUACUACUGGUCCACGUGUGGGGAAGACGAGGACGCGCCCUCCCGCUACGUCACACCCACCACUUCCCCGGUCCACAAAGCGUCUCAUUGCAGGACUCAUUGCGAUAAUUUUAAACCCGGAACUUCAGAGAAUGACUCACCAGCCAAGCCGGUGCGGACAGCCGAUGGUCGGGUUAACUACUAUCCCAACUGUGAUCCCACGAUAUGGAUCCGCUCCUGCACCAAGGAGGUCAUCGAGCCACUGACGGGUGUCCAGAUUGGUGAGGUGCCGCGGUGGCUGUGCGGUGCUCUCAUCAGGAACGGGCCGGGACGCAUCCAGGUGGGGGAGGAUCAGUACAACCACGUGUUCGACGGAUCGGCUCUCCUGCAUAGGUUCCACUUCAAGGACGGGAAAGUGACGUACCAGAACAGGUUCUUACAGAGUCGCAGUUACUUGAGGGACACCCGAGCACAGCGUAUAGUCGUCAACUACUUCGGCACUCGAGCACACCCUGACCCCUGCAAGACCAUCCUGCAGAACAUCGCCAGCAAAUUCUCCCUGGAGGAACACUUCACGGAUAAUGCCCAGAUCAGCCUGUACCCGUAUGGAGACAGCCUAUACGCCCUCACCGAAACGCCUUUCAUAUUUCGCAUCGAUCCAGACACUCUAGCCACGCACGAGAAAGUGGAUCUGACGCGCCACAUCGCUAUCUUCACCCACACGGCCCACCCACAUGUGGACCGGGACGGCACUGUGUACAACCUGGGCCAGGGCGCGGGUCCUCUAGGGCCGAAAUAUCACAUAUGCAAGUUCCCCAAGACCAAGACAUCCUCAAAUGGGAAAGUUAAGACUCCAUUCGAGCAGGCCAAGGUGGUGGGCACGGUGGCGGCGCGUUGGAUGCUCAAUCCCUGCUACAUGCACUCCUUCGCCAUGACUGACAACUAUUGGGUCAUCAUCGAGCAGCCGCUGGUGGUGUCCGUGCCUAAGAUCCUCAAGGUGCUCGCCAAGCAGGACGCCCUCAUUGACGCCCUGCAGUGGUUUGAGAAGGAGACGAAGAUUCACGUAGUGCGUCGAGACACGGGCCGCGUCACCACCACGCAGUACGUCACCGAGACAUUCUUCUUCCUGCACACCAUCAAUGCCUAUGAGGACCGCGGCCACAUCGUGCUGGACAUUGCCGCCUACAAGGACGCGGAGAUGCUACACUGCAUGUUUGUGGAGGCGCUCAAGAACGCAGCGUACGAUCCCACGUACGCUCAGAUGUUUCGUGGACGUCCUAAGAGAUGGGUGUUGCCCCUCCAGCCUGACAGGGACGCCAACCAGCAUACGAAUCUGGUGACUCUUCCCGAUAGUCGGUGCCGCGGACGGUGGGUCAAGAAGGGCGUGGUGUACGUCACUCCGGAGCUACUGGCGGACAUCGGCUGUGAGGUGCCGCGAAUCUAUUAUGAGGAGUACAACGGACGCCACUACCAAUAUUUCUACGCUAUCUGCAGUGACGUGGACCACCCCAAGCCUGGCACUUCUGUCAGUCUCCGUCCGUCUUCGUCUAUCCAUCUGACUUGUCCUUCACCACCACAGCUGGUCAAGGUGGACGUGGUCAACAAGCAGCACUACGAAUGGAGUGAAGACAACGUGUAUCCAUCGGAGCCCAUCUUUGUACCCACACCGCACGGCAAGCGGGAGGAUGACGGAGUGGUGCUCUCUGCCCUGUUGCGCGCUCGAGGGCUGGACCGCCAAGUGUGCAUGCUGGUGCUGGACGCCUCUUCCUUCACCGAGCUGGCACGCGUCGAAUUCCUCGCUCCAGGACCCGUGCCCAAGUGCCUUCACGGGUGGUUUGUUCCUGAAGGCACCCUUACCGUCCACCGUCCUGAACAGACAGUCCAGGAAGACACUGACCUCCUUUCGUCGUAAUGUGCCGAAGUGAAAUGAGGUGAGAGACGGGGUAGUCACUCGGAUGUUUUGUGCUUGAAAGAUAAAAGCUUCUCAGAUUUGUUUGUGUGCUUAAUAGUGUUGUGUGUUUUAUUGUUUUACGUUCACUUGUGUGUGUGUGUGUGUGUCUUUUGAAGCAAACUGUUUUAUCUAUGUCUAUAAUGGAAUUAUCUGUACUAGUAUUAAAGUAAUAUUAACAAUCCAUUAUUUACCAUAGAAUAAUAUGAAUGUAGAUAUUAUAAACUAACCAGUGUGUUUCUUUA